Messenger RNA from Daldinia childiae, 1083 nucleotides. RefSeq names its product Fructose-bisphosphate aldolase. The transcript is spliced from 2 exons. Lineage: Eukaryota; Fungi; Ascomycota; Sordariomycetes; Xylariales; Hypoxylaceae. Gene Ontology annotation, molecular function: zinc ion binding; fructose-bisphosphate aldolase activity. The record is from RefSeq and is a predicted model, not a curated record. The coding region runs from base 1 to 1083 and encodes 360 amino acids. Gene Ontology annotation, biological process: glycolytic process; gluconeogenesis. Gene Ontology annotation, cellular component: cytosol.
AUGGGUUUGAUUGAAAAGUUGAAUCUUAAGCCUGGUGUCAUCUACGGCCAGGAUGUCUACAAGUUGUUCCAGUAUGCCAAAGAGAACGAGUUCGCUCUCCCCGCCGUCAACGUGACCUCGUCCUCUACUGUCAUUGCUGUCCUAGAGGCCGCUAAGGAGUCGAAAUCACCUGUUGUUAUUCAGGUUUCCAAUGGAGGUGCAGCUUUCUUCGCUGGCAAGUCCAUCUCAAACACAAACCAAGAAGCCUCCGUUGCUGGUGCCAUUGCUGCCGCCCACUUUGUCCGCGCAAUUGCUCCUGUUUACGGUGUCCCCGUUGUCCUACACAGUGACCACUGUGCCAAGAAGCUACUACCAUGGCUGGAUGGCAUGAUUGAUGCCGAUGAGGCAUGGUUUAAGGAGCACGGUACACCUCUGUUCAGCAGCCACAUGAUCGAUCUAUCGGAAGAAGAUGUCAAGUACAACAUUGAGACAACAGCUAAAUACUUAAAGCGAUCUCAACCCUUGAGCCUGUGGUUGGAAAUGGAAGUCGGCUUAACGGGUGGUGAGGAAGACGGUGUCAACAACGAAGAUGUCGACAACAACUCCCUCUACACGCAACCCGAGGAUAUCCUUGCCAUUUACGAGGCACUUAGCCCCAUCUCUAACCUAUUCAGCAUUGCUGCUGGCUUUGGCAAUGUCCACGGUGUCUACCAGCCGGGCAACGUAAAGCUCCACCCCGAACUCCUCGGCAAGCACCAGGCCCAUGUUGCCCAGAAGCUCGGCGACGGCCAGGCGAAGCCAGUCUUCUUCGUAUUCCACGGCGGCUCUGGCUCGAGCAAGGCAGAGUUCCUCGAGGCUAUCUCUCACGGUGUUGUCAAGGUCAACCUCGACACCGAUCUCCAGUGGGCCUACCUCGUCGGCCACCGAGACUACAUCCUAAACAACAUCGACUACUUAAGAACUCAGGUCGGCAACCCCGAGGGUCCCCACAAGCCGAACAAGAAGAAGUACGACCCCCGUGUGUGGGUAAGGGAAGGUGAAAAGACAAUGAAGGCCCGUGUUAUCGAGGCACUUGAGGAUUUCCGCACAGCCGGCAAGCUAUAA